AUGGACCCCUCAGUUCAGCGAUUGCUGACAGACAAGCUCUACGACAAGCGGAAGCAAGGUGCUCUCGAGCUCGAGCGUUCCAUCAGAGAAUCCCUUGCGGCCAAAGAUAACGAUAAGAUUGGGAAAACCAUCGAUCAAUUAUGCCAUGACUACGCCUAUGCAGUCCAUCUUCCCCAUGCCCGCAACGGGGGACUGAUCGGACUGGCCGCCGCUGCGAUUGCUCUUGGUUCGGACGAGGUUGCCCGCUAUCUCCAAGAUAUCGUCCCGCCAGUCCUUGCCUGUUUUACAGAUCAGGACGCCCGCGUGCGGUACUAUGCGUGCGAGGCGAUGUACAAUAUUGCCAAAGUAGCAAAGGGCGAGAUUCUGGUCUUCUUUAACGACAUCUUUGACGCAUUAUGCAAGCUUGCUGCCGACUCCGAACUGUCCGUCAAAAAUGGCGCCGAGCUCCUUGAUCGUCUCAUCAAAGACAUUGUUGCCGAAUCAGCGGCUUCAUAUGUUUCUGUCUUGAACUUCAUCGAUGAAAAUGGCGAACAGGCCGGCUCUGACAGGGAAAGUGUCGACUAUCCUACGACAUUCUCCCUUGAAAAGUUCAUCCCUUUGUUGGAAGAACGUAUCCAUGUCCUCAACCCUUUCGCUCGCACUUUCCUGGUUUCUUGGCUCACUCUCCUCGAUACGAUUCCCGAUCUAGAAUUGGUACACUACCUACCAUCAUUCCUCGAGGGGCUAUUCAAAUUUCUUGGCGAUCCUAAUCGUGACGUCUACGUGGCAACCCAAGGCCUCCUGGAACGCUUUCUCAGCGAGAUCAAGAAGAUCGCAAAGAUCAAGAGAGGCAUCGCUGAAAGCCGCAGGAGUCGAACCAGCCGUCUCAAGCCCGCUUCCGAAAGCCAGGCGGACAGCACUGCCCGUGGCAGUGGCAGUGGCCGUGGCAGUGUUCUAACUGACAAUGCCAUCGAAGAUUCAGAGUCCAGUACUGCCCAGGACGAAUCGAUGGAGCUGGAAGAGAACGGCGGCGAUUGGAUACCGGGCCAGGACGUGCAAGUGGAUUACGCAAAAAUCCUCGACAUUCUGCUGAAGUUCGUCGAUGUCUCGUCCAGAUUGUCGAAGCAAAAGGAAGAGGAGAUUGGUAUCGUGGCGCUUCGAUGGAUCGACAGUUUCUUCGAGAUCAGCCCCGAGGACAUUCUCCAAUUCGUCCCGCGGCUUCUGUCUUGCGUGCUGCCUGCGCUUUCAGCCCAAUCCGAACAAGUUCGGACUACAGCCAGUAAGGUCAACAGAUCACUCAUGGAUUAUAUUGUCACCUUUCAAGAUGAAGUUUCCACUGAGGAAGCUGGUGGACGAGCCCCCAGCAGCCUUUCGCUGGCGUCUGUUCGCGAUGCUGACCCCGGAGAGAAGAGGCUGUCGGAAAUUACAGCGAAAAGUAUAUCCACUCAGCCUUCAGGUCAAGAUGAAACUCCUCCCGAUACCUCUGCUGAACGGGAGUCAUCAUCUAUUGACGCUCCCGGUCAAUCUCCCGCUAAUCCUUCCGAGAAGCCGGUGGCCGACCUACACUACGCUGCUGCAGUCAAUGCUCUGACUUUGCAGUUCCUGAACGAGCACGAGGAGACGAGGGUGGCAGCAUUGAGCUGGUUGAUCAUGCUUCACAGGAAAGCGCCCAAGAAAGUCCUCGCAUUCAACGACGGGACAUUUCCUGCUCUGUUGAAGACUCUUUCCGACCCGGCCGAGGCUGUUGUGACACGAGAUCUGCAGCUUCUGUCACAAAUCUCCAAGAACAGCGAAGACGGAUACUUUACCUCUUUCAUGGUGGCUUUAUUGCAACUCUUCUCCACCGACCGAAAGCUCCUCGAAAUCAGAGGCAAUUUGAUUAUUCGUCAAUUGUGCCUUAACCUUCAGCCAGAGCGGAUUUACCGAACGCUGGCCGAUUGUAUUGAGAAAGACGAGGAUAUUGAAUUCGCCAGCAUCAUGGUCCAGAAUCUGAACAACAACCUCAUCACGGCACCGGAGCUGGCUGAGUUGAGAAAGAGACUCAGAAACCCUGACAGCAAGGACGGCCAAGUGUUCUUCGUUGCAUUGUUCCGUGCGUGGUGCCACAACGCCGUCGCUACAUUCUCCUUGUGCCUUCUCGCGCAAGCCUACGAACAGGCAUACAAUCUUCUACAGAUAUUUGCGGAUUUGGAGAUGACGGUGAACAUGCUCAUCCAAAUCGACAAAUUGGUGCAAUUACUUGAGAGUCCCGUUUUUACGUAUCUGCGGCUCCAACUACUCGAACCUGACCGCUACCCAUACCUCUACAAAUGCUUGUAUGGCCUCUUGAUGCUUCUUCCUCAAUCGUCCGCCUUUGGCGCCUUGAAGAAUCGGCUCAACAGCGUCUCGGCAAUAGGAUUGCUCCACACUCCAGCCUCUAUGCCUACAUCGACUCGAUCGUCUGCCGUGUCGGGAAUGGCUUCAUCGUCCUUGCCAUCAACUUCCACAUCUUCGGUAAGCGGCCGCCUCAACCGUAGCCGCGACACAGGCUCAAUGGCGAACGAGAUCAAAUGGCCCGAACUGCUCGACAAGUUCAAACAGACACAGGAAAAGGCACGGCGGCGCAACGAACGUCUUCUGCGGGGCGCUGAUUUUGAAAACAGCUUCGGCAGCGGCGUGGGAGCCAAACAUCUACUUGACGAAGGCGCCGAUGGUCGGUCUAGUCGUGCCAGUCUCCGCGACGACGUCGACGGGAAAGGGUUUGGAUCGCGGGGUGGGAGCGGCCCGGGCAGGCCGUUGAGCAUGGUCCCCUCUUCCGGUGGCUCCGGUCCAGGCAAGGCUGGAACCGGUGGAUUAGCUGUUCCCGGCGCAGGAGACAGGACUGGCUCGCAUAAGCGCGGACACAGCCUGGCUGGCGGGUUUGGCAAGUUUGCAAGUGGCAUUGCCCGGGCGGGCAGCAACCGAGAUCGAGACCGGUCGAAGAAAUGA
This is a messenger RNA of Capronia epimyces CBS 606.96, 2946 nucleotides long. Its product is annotated as DNA repair and recombination protein RAD54 and RAD54-like protein. Gene Ontology annotation, cellular component: fungal-type vacuole membrane; endosome membrane; PAS complex. The record is from RefSeq and is a predicted model, not a curated record. The coding region runs from base 1 to 2946 and encodes 981 amino acids. Lineage: Eukaryota; Fungi; Ascomycota; Eurotiomycetes; Chaetothyriales; Herpotrichiellaceae. The transcript has 7 exons. Gene Ontology annotation, biological process: positive regulation of kinase activity; phosphatidylinositol biosynthetic process.